AUGACGGACCCCCUUCUCUGGAAUUCAACGGACGACGCUAUCCGCAACUCGGAAAUCCAGGGAGAAAAGAGAGUUGGCGCAUCAAGACUGGACGUCAUGAUGCCAUCCAUCAUCCGGACUGCGAAUAGCAUGAACAAGACCCUCAACCUGUCAAGCGCCAGUGUGCACAGCCUGGACCCGAGUGCGAAUGCUACCACCACCUCCAUCUUUUCCCCGUCUCCGCGGCGAGCUGGCCGCUUGGCAUGA
Messenger RNA from Colletotrichum spaethianum, 246 nucleotides. RefSeq lists its product as uncharacterized. NCBI's taxonomy places the organism in Eukaryota, Fungi, Ascomycota, Sordariomycetes, Glomerellales, Glomerellaceae. The record is from RefSeq and is a predicted model, not a curated record. The transcript has a single exon. Bases 1 to 246 code for a protein of 81 amino acids.